Molecule: messenger RNA, 1929 nt
Organism: Nannospalax galili (Upper Galilee mountains blind mole rat)
Lineage: Eukaryota; Metazoa; Chordata; Mammalia; Rodentia; Spalacidae
Product: apolipoprotein L2-like
Exons: 4
Coding region: 153-1148 (331 amino acids)
Biological process (GO): lipid transport; lipoprotein metabolic process
Cellular component (GO): extracellular region; membrane
Molecular function (GO): lipid binding
Source: RefSeq, a predicted model, not a curated record
CACAGUUGGUGGCUGGAUCCACACUACUACGAACAGCUGAGUCUCUUCUGAACUCAGCCAGGAGAAGAUUGCUCGACUGUUUUCUCCUCCUACAAGCUGUAAGGAAAGCCUAUCAGAGUUUCUGUGACUGACGCCAAGACCCAGCAGCCCUCAUGGGCUCCCCAGAGGAAAAAACCUUCAUCGAGCCUGAGUGUCUCCUAGACAUGUGUAGCAGAGAAGACCUGCAGCUCCUGCUGACUGAAGACGAAGCCUGGAACGAAUUGGUGGCAGAGGCUGAUUUGUCCAGGGAAGAGGAAGAUGCUCUGCGUGAAGCUCUGAGUGAGCUUUUAGCAUAUACAGAUGUGGACGACGAACACAGGCCCCAAAAUUACCUGCAGGACAGGGAGAUGUUUUUGAGAGAUUAUCCUCAGGUAAAACAGGAGCUUACAGAGCGCAUACGAAAACUCCACGCCCUUGCCGACAAGGUGGACAAGGUACACAGGGACUGCACCAUCUCCAAAGUGGUAGCCAACACUACUGGCGCUGUCUCUGGAGUCCUGACGAUCCUUGGCUUCGCCCUGGCACCUGUGACAGCAGGGGGCAGUCUGAUGCUUUCGGCCACUGGGAUGGGUCUGGGAGCAGCAGCAGCAGUGACUAGUGUUUCCACAAGCAUUGUCGAACAAGUAAACAUGUCGUCAGCUGAAGCGGAAGCCAAAUGCCUGGUUCCAACCAGCAAGAACACAGUGGAGGGGGCUACAAAACCUGUCAUCCUGAGUACAUCCAGCAUUGCUUCCUUACCCAGGAAUUGCUUCCAAAACCUGCAACGCAUUAGGAAGAAUAUCCGUGCCAUCCAGCUGGCCAAAGCCAAUCCUCGCUUAGCAGCCAAUGCCAAGCGCCUCAUGACCACAGGGAGGAUCUCGGCCCGAAGCACUAAACAGGUGCAGAGAGCCUUUGGAGGUACCGCUCUGGCAAUGACCAAAGGAGCCCGGAUCAUGGGUGCAGCAACUGCAGGUGUCUUCCUUCUGAUGGAUGUGGUCAGCCUUGUGAAAGAGUCAAAGCAUUUGCAGGAGGGGGCAAAGGCAGAGUCUGCUGCGGAGCUGCGACGCCAGGCUUGGGACCUAGAGCAGAAGUUACAGAAACUCAAUGACAUCUAUGACCUUUUGAAAUAAGCAUCGUUCAGUGACCUCUUCUUUUCCAGUGCAGCUCAGACAACAGGGGAAACAGAAAGAGGCAACAGAAGAUGAGAGCUCCAAAUACCUCCCCUCAAGGCUAUGACAUGAUGGUGGUAAUGUUCACAUGAAGAAACAGGAAACCAGAGCACAUGGAUGAGACAGUCUUGUAAGCUCCAACUGGGCCCUGUUUCUUAAAGAGCCCACCAUCUCCCAACAUCCCGCACUGAAGACCAAGCUCCCAACACAAACACAGGAAGCCUGGGGAAGCACAUUCAAGUCAUAACCAAGCCAUAGCCAUCCUGGUCCCAGCAGAGGUUCAACCCUCUCUGUCCACUGAACUGUCAACUUUCUCGUUGCUCUUUGAUUGGUGGCAUAGAGAGCCCUUCCUUUCUAGUUCUACCUAAUUGUGUUUUACCAAAUAAUUGCAAAUCUUACAAUCAAACUGUGGCUGUGAAUCCCAAAGCCCAAGAAACUCUUCCUUUAUUCUCUGGUUUUGGUUCCCUUGAGGUGAUGAGUGCUUCCGGUGAAAUGCUCAUAGAGAUGCUAACAGAUGGGGGGCAAAGGAGACAAUGAUGGGAAAAACAGGUGUAUAUUCAUUGCAGGUUCUUAGUUCUGCAUCACCAGCCGUGAGCUUUAAGACAAAGGAGAGGUAGUAGGGUACAGCAGGCGAGCUCUGCUCUCUGCAGCCAGAGUUUUGGGAAAAUCAAAGGUUUAGUUCCUGUUGAAGUUUUAAAAUCUACUGUAAAAUGAAUGAAAUCUGGGAGAUAAAUGUAAAAGG